AAUGCAGAACUGCCAUCGUCUUCAACUGUUUCUAGUCGGUUGCUUCACAGUGCAACACACGAGUAUUGUUGGUGGAGUCACGCGUUGCUAUUUAUCGUUCAGCGCGCAUGUUUAUGAAUUUUAACAAAACCUGACUUGUUUUGAUCAAGAUGUCGGCGUCGUUGAUCAGAAGAGGAUUGGAGCUGCUGAGUGAUGACAUUAAUGGUUUGUUUACCCUUGUAGCUUGUUAGCUAGAGCGCAGUUAGCUGCAGUAGCAUGAGCAUCCGGAUCUUUAUCCCCGACCGAGGUUCGUGAGUUCGGGUCUAGUUUCACCUUUACCAGUUUGUUCUUUUAGUUUUGUGUUAUUCAUUUUAUUUUAUUUUAUUUUUUUUUUUUUUUUGUUCCUAUGGUGUGGCAGUUGGCAAAUUAAACAGAAAAGCAAGCAAGUUAAGAUUCAGUAAAGAGCAGAUAAAACCCGAAGUGCAAGAGAAAAGGGAACAAUUAAACAUUAGAAAGUAACAUUCUUAAAAAAAAAAAUAGGUCCUUAAAUUCGUUAAGUUUUUAAAGUAAUUUGAGUAUCGUGACUCUUGGUGAAGUGACAUUUUACUACAGCACUAAAUCGCUAUAAAUGGUCAAUGUUAUAUAGAGUAUUUACUUGCUUUUAAAGUUAAGGUUGUUUUUUCUUUUUAUGUUUUGAAAUGUGUUUUAACCCUGGUAGAUGUCAGUAAAGUGGGAAAGAAGAAAAAGCAGCAGCAGACUCCCAGCUCGACUACAGUCAUGGCGCUGGUGAGCACCAAGAGGCAAGGAGUCACCAAGCAGGUCAAACGCCUGCAGGGUCGCCUCAGACCUGGCAAGAGCAAAGCUACGGUUAAAGACAAGAAGAUAAAGUCUGCAGUGGGUCAGUUACAGCACAGUGUUUGUAAGAAAACACAUCUUUAACAAAUAUUUAUAAUUUAUUCCAGCAAAUUGCAGCUAAGGGGUUCUUAUAAGGUAUCAUUACAGAACUGCAAGCUUUUACAAUGCUUGGCCCUCUGAUGUGACCUUGUUAAAUGACAUCAGUCAUGUCUUCUUGCUCUGAUCUAACUAUUCUCCUUUGGUGCUGAUCACAGAGGAGUUCAGGAAGAAGCAGAGGAAGAACCAGAUGAGUACUAACCUCAAGUACUUUAUGAAAACAGACUGCAAAGCAACAAGCUCAGACACCUUGAAGGUAAAAAAGGUGAAAGUGCUCGCUCAGUACAGUUUGAAUUAAGUUCAUCAUGCACUUUUGACCUGGUCUGUCUGUCUGUCUGUCUGUCUGUCUGUCUGUCUAGAUCUUGAGUCACAGUACGGGAAGACAGUCCAGGAAUCGCCCCAAGAAACCAGCUAAGGAAAACAAGGAGUCACAGUCUUUGUUCACAGAGGCAGAGUUCCAGCAGUUUCAAAGGGAAUACUUUGGGAGGACUGUGGAGAAGAAAUAAUGGGGCACAUCCAAACAGACAAGACACUGCAGACACAGCGGAAAAUCUUAAGCUGUGCUUUGAUGACUAUAUUUGAUUACUGGACCAGAUAGUGUUCUGGAAGGUCACAUGUUUCAGCAACAGAAUAAGACUACAGAUGGGAAAUGCUGAUAUGACUUGUACAUCUGAUGGUGACUGCAGACAAAGAAUGAUCUCUGUUCAUUUUCCUGCAAAGAGUUUAACUCCAGAUUGGCUCCACUGUGAAUAUGCUGUGGCAUUAACUCACUAGCCUUAAACUAAGGGUGUAAUGUUGCUUAUCUAAAUGUCCAUAUUUUAAUUAGCUGCACCCUCACUCUUCAUCUGACUUAUAUAAUUUUCAAUUUUUUCAAAUGCACUAAUAUGAGUUUUGACAAGAAAAAGAAGUUUUGCUUGUCAUGGAAAUGAACAUAUAUUUCAAAGUCAUGAUUAACUCAGCUUGUGUUCCUCUGUAAAAACCUUCAUCUGGUCCUUUUAAAAACCGUUCAAGUUUUUUUAAAAUAAAUGUGGGAAGCACUGGCAUUCCUGUUUUAGUGACUGAUUAUUUUCAGUAAAUUUUUGUUUGUCAGCAAAAUAUUCCUUACGCUGAAAACAAAUAAAAAGAACCAUACAACCAUCUUUCCUUUAUGUACCUAAAUUAAAACUGAUCCAGUUCAGAACUAGCUUGUUGUGAUUGGUCCUAAUUUAUUAAAGAAGUGUAUCCCCUUCAUAACACUAGAAAAGCACUCAGAGAGCGCAGACCUCCGCCAAGCAGCUCAUGUCCCCCCUUAUAUUGUGAUUCACACCAAAACUUUUACUGUUGCAUGUCUUAUAUUAAAUUUUAUUUGUGUUUAAACUGGUAUGUUCACUGUUCAUAAUGUUCCUAAAACAACAAAGCUCAUAUUAGAUACAUAAAUGCAUGAUUUAUUAUGCAAUAUUUGUAAGCGUACACUUCCUUAUAUCUUCAUUGGUGAUCUUUCAGCAUUGAAAAUUCCAACGACCCCCUUAUUUUUGUGUGUUCUGGAUCACAGUAUCCGGAAUUUUGUCUGGAUCAGGAUCAACCUUUGACACCUCAUAAAACUCAUUGAGAUCA
This is a messenger RNA of Xyrichtys novacula (pearly razorfish), 2523 nucleotides long. NCBI's taxonomy places the organism in Eukaryota, Metazoa, Chordata, Actinopteri, Labriformes, Labridae. The record is from the annotation of a GenBank genome assembly.